Molecule: messenger RNA, 1915 nt
Organism: Paecilomyces variotii
Lineage: Eukaryota; Fungi; Ascomycota; Eurotiomycetes; Eurotiales; Thermoascaceae
Exons: 2
Coding region: 451-1518 (355 amino acids)
Biological process (GO): NADPH regeneration
Cellular component (GO): cytoplasm
Molecular function (GO): oxidoreductase activity; nucleotide binding
Source: RefSeq, a predicted model, not a curated record
AUACUCGAUCAAGGGGGUCCGGAUGGGAAACACCUCCCGGAGCCAGUUUGUUGACCGCCUUUGUACCGUGGGGGCUGCUUUAAAAGGCAUUCGUAGGCAGCAUCUUUCUUUGUCAAUUGAAGUCAUCUAGAUUGACUCUCUUGUUUCUGUGAAGGUUGCAGGUCUGGCUGGAUCCAAUUUAUCUGUACGUAUCUCGCAAAACGUCUCGAUUGAGGAGCUCUCUUUCUUCGUGGUGGAGCUGUUUCUGCCUCCCCGCAAUAAGUAUCGGCGUGAUGUACUUAUGCAAUACAGAGAUAUCGUUCUAACAGCGGAGUUUAGGUCUUUUCGAUCUUCUUGAAGUCACGUUUACUUCAUAUCCAGCUCAAUUGCACCUUUUUUUUUUAUAUAUAAUUUCGACGUGCUCUUUCUGCUUUGCCUCACUUUCGUUAUUUUGUUAUACGCAAGUACACCAUGGCCCCAACCAAGCUGAGAGUGGGAUGCGCCGGUCUCGGUCGCAUGGGCAAGCGCCAUGCCCUGCAUUUCCUAGAACGCACACCCCGGGCGGAAUUGGUGGCUGCUAGUUCUCCCGAUGAUGAGGAGCUCAAGUGGGCAAAGGUUCAUCUGGAGCCUUUCGGGGUGAAGCUAUACAAGAAUUACGAUGACAUGCUGAAGCAUGAGGGCCUCGAAGCCGUGGUUGUUGCUUCUGCGACAGCUGUCCAUGCUGAGCAGGCAAUCAAGGCCAUUGAGGCAGAGAAGCACGUUCUGUGCGAAAAGCCCCUAUCAACCAAUGUUGAGAUUUCCCAAACUGUCGUGGAUGCAGCUGUAAAGAAGCCACACCUGAAGGUAAUGUGUGGUUUCUCUCGUCGAUUCGAUGCUUCCUACCGCGACGCAUACCAGAAGAUGCAGAGUGGUCUCAUCGGACGCCCAUCCGUGGUCCGCAGCCAGACCUGUGACAAGCUUGACCCUAGUGGUUUCUUCGUUGCCUACGCGCAGUUUUCCGGUGGCAUCUUCGUCGACUGCUCCAUUCAUGAUAUCGACCUGGCCCUCUGGUUCUUCGGUGACGAUGCGAAGGUCAAAUCGGUGUCCGCGGUGGGUAUCACGGCAGUUGAGCCCGACCUGCGCAAGUACAACGACCGUGACAACGCGGUCGGUCUGGUUGAGUUUUACGACGGACAGAUUGCCUACUUCUACGCAUCGCGCAUGAUGGCUGCGGGUCAGGAGGAUUCGACCGAAAUCAUUGGCACCAAGGGUAAGCUGAGCGUCAACACCCAGCCUGCCUCGAACCUGGUCAACAUCUACGAGCCCACCGGUAUCCGUCGGGAGAUCCCGCAGCACUACUAUGACCGCUUUGAAUGGGCAUUCGUCACGGAAGCCAACGAGUUUACCGCUGCUUGCUUGGACAACAAGGAGGCUCCGUUGAAGAUUGACGGUGCCGUCAAGGCCGUCCGCAUCGGAUGUGCUCUGCAGGAGUCGCUGAUUACCGGAAAGAAGAUUUUCUUCGACGAAGCCGGCAACAGAGUGGAAAAGAGCAACCUGUGAACGACGAGAAAGAUAAAGAUGCCCCUGAAAAAGAAUAAUUCGGAAGCCAUGGUUGACUUUUGCAUUUCGCUAUUCUUGCUUUCUGUCUUUCUAUGGGUGGGUACAUACUGCUUUCCCGCAAGUCAUGGCUAUAGUUAUCAUUUUGUCGUUAUUCAGAAUCGCGGGUUUCGUACAUUUGGGAAUAGGAUAUAACUAUCAGAGUUUAAUAUCAUACUUUUUAUCGUUUUCAUCUUUUUUUUUUUUCCUAUGAAAGUGAUAAUGACAAAAGAAGAUGAUGAUUGCGAACGAUUGUCUCGGUUUGAGAGACAUCUUCUAAGCUCACAAUCAUCAGUUUUAUACAGUACAUCAUAUACCAUUAUCUUGCAUAUGUACUUCGCGUUCCCGUCUCCCCCACGCC